AUGCCCAAGCGCAACGCCCACACCAUCUUCCAAGACGGAGAGAGCUCGGAGAGCGAUGUGGGAAUCCCCCUCUCCAUGGUGACCAAGGCGACCGCUUCGCCGGCGCAGCCCAGCGCCUCCAAGAAGGCGCGCAAGUCCUCCAGUGAUUCGGGAGACAAGGACAAGGGCAAGUCCCAGACGACCGGUGGCGACCAGUACCUCUCGCUGGGCAACAUGCGCCGUCUCACCGUCAGCGAUUUCAAGGGCGAGAUGCGUAUUGAUAUCCGCGAGUUCUACGCCGACAAGGACUCUGGCGAGGAGAAGCCUGGCAAGAAGGGCAUCAGUCUCAGUGCCGCUCAGUGGGACAUGCUCAAGACCAAUAUCCACCUUGUCGACAAGAUGGUCAAGGACAAGAAGAAGAAGCAGGGUAUGUGA
This is a messenger RNA of Apiotrichum porosum, 414 nucleotides long. RefSeq lists its product as uncharacterized. NCBI's taxonomy places the organism in Eukaryota, Fungi, Basidiomycota, Tremellomycetes, Trichosporonales, Trichosporonaceae. The record is from RefSeq and is a predicted model, not a curated record. The coding region runs from base 1 to 414 and encodes 137 amino acids. The transcript is spliced from 6 exons. Gene Ontology annotation, biological process: positive regulation of transcription initiation by RNA polymerase II. Gene Ontology annotation, molecular function: transcription coactivator activity; DNA binding.